This is a messenger RNA of Lottia gigantea (owl limpet), 972 nucleotides long. RefSeq lists its product as hypothetical. The annotation marks the transcript as partial. Gene Ontology annotation, biological process: regulation of transcription by RNA polymerase II. The record is from RefSeq and is a predicted model, not a curated record. Gene Ontology annotation, cellular component: PcG protein complex; transcription regulator complex. Gene Ontology annotation, molecular function: RNA polymerase II cis-regulatory region sequence-specific DNA binding; DNA-binding transcription factor activity, RNA polymerase II-specific. NCBI's taxonomy places the organism in Eukaryota, Metazoa, Mollusca, Gastropoda, Lottiidae. The transcript is spliced from 5 exons.
GUAGAAAUUCAGGAAAUAGAAGUGGAAGCGAUUCCAGUGGAAAUGCCAAUUGAAACAGUGGAAACAUCAGACGACACAGUUUCAGUACAACCUAUGAUCGCUUUGCAGCCAUUGCCAGAAUCAGCACACGAAGAAAUUAUUUUACAAACUCGUGAAGAAGUUGUCGGAGAUCCGAACCUCGUGUAUGACACUAUUCCAGUUCCAGCUCCAGAAAUUGAAAUAAGUACGGAAGAAUCAGUGAUUCCUAAACGUGGUAAAGGUGGGAAAAGGAAAGGUGGUAAAUCUAAAGGAUUAAUGAACACGUCCCUUUCAGGACUUGGGCAAAACGAUUUGACAUUGGGAGACUCCUCGACGAAAAAAUGGGAACAAAAACAAGUGCAGAUAAAAACUUUGGAAGGAGAAUUUUCAGUGACAAUGUGGGCAUCGGGUAAGAAAAAAUAUGAUCACAAGCUUGAUGAAGAAACAGUGUCGUCAACGGAUACCGAUGCCGAUUUUACCGAAUAUAUGACUGGUAAAAAAUUACCACCAGGUGGCAUUCCAGGGUUAGAUUUAAGCGACCCCAAAACAUUGGCAGAAUUUGCCAGUAUUAAACCUAAAAAGGCAGCAGAUGAUGUGCCCAGAACUGUUCCCUGUCCUCAUAAGGGAUGUAAUAAAAUGUUCCGUGAUAAUUCAGCCAUGAGAAAACAUUUACAUACUCACGGACCUCGUGUUCAUGUCUGUGCCGAGUGUGGUAAAGCGUUCGUUGAAAGCUCGAAAUUAAAGAGACAUCAAUUAGUUCAUACUGGAGAAAAACCCUUUCAGUGUACGUUUGAAGGAUGUGGAAAACGAUUUUCUCUGGACUUUAAUUUACGGACACAUGUAAGAAUACACACAGGAGAUAGACCGUAUGUUUGUCCGUUUGAUGGAUGUAAUAAAAAAUUUGCCCAAUCUACCAAUUUAAAAUCACAUAUUUUAACACACGCCAAAGCAAAG